CUCAAUGUGAGGGGAGCGCCCGGACACAGCGCGCAUCCGGACCCAGCCGAGCCGGGGCGAGGCCCCGGGACUCUCACCGAGCUCUCACGCCCCUCCCCUCCUAGACCCCAGACUCGUGGGUCCCCACCCCCCUCCCGCUCCCUCCUUCCUCCCCCGCCACCUCCCGUCUCUCCAUCCCCAGCGUCCUCCCAGCGCCCCUGCGAAUCCUCCCCACGGCCAGCCUCGCUAGCUUCCCACCCUCCUCAGGACCCCCUCUCCGAUCGCAUCCGCGCCCCCGUCCCUUGAGUCCCGGUUACCCACCCCUGCCUCUCCCGCACCGGUUCUUCUCCCCUGGUCUCCGGUCCCCUUUUCUGCCUCUCUUCCUCUGUCUCCCUCAUUUGCCCCCCACUACUAUCCUCCCCGCCCUCCUCCGCCCAUCUCGGCGCCCCCACCCAGGCCGGGGUGCACGGUCCGGCGCGCCUCCCUGGAGCAGCACCAAGGUCCCGGGGCUCCAAGGGGGUGGGGGCGCAGGGUGGGGAGCAUGGGGAGGGGGCGCCCCAUGUGAUGGGAGGGGGGCGCAAGCGAAGGCGGCGGAGGCGGCGGCGACAGCGGAGCCGGGCCGGAGGCUCAGGGGGGUCCGGGGGCUGGGGGCAGCGAGCAGGGCGGUUCCAUGGCCGGGCCCCCCUGAGGCAGUCCGGGGGAGUCCCCUCCCCUCCCCAGCUCGGGGCUCUCCGGGCCCCAUGAGCCGGGGCGCGGGCGCGCUUCAGCGCCGGACAACGACCUACCUCAUCUCGCUGACCCUGGUCAAGCUCGAGUCGGUCCCUCCGCCGCCACCUUCUCCGUCUGCAGUCGCGGCCGGCGCCCCCGGGGCCAGAGGCACUGAGCCCGGCGACCCGGGCAGUCCCCGCGGCGCGGAGGAGCCAGGCAAGAAGCGGCACGAGCGCCUCUUUCACCGGCAGGAUGCGCUGUGGAUCAGCACUAGCAGCGCGGGCACGGGGGGCGCGGAGCCCCCGGCCCUGUCCCCAGCUCCGGCCAGCCCAGCCCGCCCCGUGUCCCCGGCUCCAGGCCGCCGCCUGUCCCUCUGGGCCGCCCCUCCCGGAGCCUCGCUCUCCGGGGGGCUGAGCCCGGACCCCAAGCCUGGGGGCGCCCCCAUCUCCUCUCGGCGCCCUCUACUCAGCAGCCCCAGCUGGGGGGGCCCAGAGCCCGAAGGCCGGCUAGGCGGCGGUGUCCCCGGCUCGUCCUCUCCGCACCCCGGCACCGGGAGCCGCAGGCUCAAGGUGGCGCCUCCGCCGCCGGCUCCCAAGCCUUGCAAGACCGUGACCACGAGUGGAACCAAAGCCGGAGUAGGCAAGGGCGCCGGCAGCCGCCUGUCAUGGCCCGAAAGCGAGGGCAAGCCCAGGGUCAAGGGGUCGAAGAGCAGCGCUGGAACUGGAGCUUCUGUCACCGUGGCCGUCACCGCCGGGGGAGGGGGCGCUGCAGCCACGACCUCUGGUGGGGUCGGGGCUGGGGCUGGAGCCCGAGGGAAGCUGUCCCCUCGGAAAGGCAAGAGUAAGACCUUGGACAACAGUGACUUGCACCCAGGACCGCCUGCAGGUUCUCCUCCUCCGCUAACCAUCCCAGCAACCCCAACUCCAGCCGCUGUUGCUGCAGCCGCCUCCACGCAGCCCCCUGGUCCUGCACCUCCAAUCACCCUGGAACCUCCAGCUCCGGGGCUGAAACGGGGCCGGGAGGGGGGCCGAGCAUCCACUCGUGACCGCAAGAUGCUCAAGUUUAUCAGCGGUAUCUUCACCAAGAGCACAGGGGGGCCGCCCGGCUCCGGGCCCCCUCCCGGACCCCCAGGCCUGUCUUCUGGCAGCGGGUCCAGGGAGCUGCUGGGCGCUGAGCUCCGUGCCUCCCCUAAGGCUGUGGUCAAUAGCCAGGAGUGGACUUUGAGUCGCUCCAUUCCUGAACUGCGCCUGGGUGUUCUGGGUGACACCAGGAGUGGAAAGUCAUCGCUUAUCCACCGAUUCCUGACUGGCUCAUACCAGGUGCUGGAGAAGACUGAGAGUGAGCAGUACAAGAAAGAGAUGUUGGUGGAUGGGCAGACUCAUCUGGUGCUGAUCCGAGAGGAAGCUGGAGCCCCUGAUGCCAAGUUCUCAGGCUGGGCAGAUGCAGUGAUCUUUGUCUUCAGCCUGGAGGAUGAGAACAGUUUCCAGGCUGUGAGCCGACUCCAUGGACAGCUGAGCUCUCUUCGUGGGGAGGGGCGAGGAGGCCUGGCCUUGGCACUGGUGGGGACACAAGACAGGAUCAGUGCUUCCUCCCCUCGGGUGGUGGGUGAUGCUCGUGCCAGGGCUCUGUGUGCAGACAUGAAGCGCUGUAGCUACUACGAGACUUGUGCAACUUAUGGGCUCAAUGUGGAUCGGGUCUUCCAGGAGGUGGCCCAGAAGGUGGUGACCUUGCGCAAACAGCAACAGCUUCUGGCUGCCUGCAAGUCCCUGCCCAGCUCUCCAAGCCAUUCAGCUGCAUCCACCCCUGUAGCUGGGCAGGCUAGUAAUGGGGGCCACACUAGUGACUACUCUUCUUCCCUUCCGUCCUCCCCCAAUGUUGGGCACCGGGAACUCCGAGCUGAAGCGGCUGCAGUGGCUGGAUUGAGCACCCCAGGAUCCCUGCACCGGGCAGCCAAACGAAGGACCAGCCUCUUUGCGAAUCGUCGGGGUAGUGACUCUGAGAAGCGAAGCUUGGACAGCCGGGGAGAGACAACGGGGAGUGGGCGAGCCAUCCCUAUUAAACAGAGCUUCCUACUAAAGCGCAGUGGCAAUUCCUUAAACAAAGAGUGGAAGAAGAAAUAUGUGACCCUGUCCAGUAAUGGCUUCCUACUGUACCACCCCAGCAUUAAUGAUUACAUCCACAGCACCCACGGCAAGGAGAUGGACUUGCUACGAACAACAGUCAAAGUCCCAGGCAAGAGGCCCCCGAGGGCCAUCUCAGCCUUUGGCCCUUCAGCCAGCAUCAAUGGGCUGGUGAAGGACAUGAGCAGUGUCCAGAUGGGCGAAGGCCCUGAAGCCACUAUUCCCACACCAAGCCCCAGCCCCAGCCCCAGCUCCCUGCAGCCGCCACCAGACCAGACAUCAAAGCACCUGCUGAAGCCAGACAGGAAUCUGGCCCGAGCCCUCAGCACUGACUGUACCCCAUCUGGAGACCUGAGCCCUCUGAGUCGGGAACCCCCUCCUUCUCCCAUGGUGAAGAAGCAGAGGAGGAAAAAACUGACGACGCCAUCCAAGACUGAGGGUGCUGCUGUGCAGGCCGAAGAGGAAAACUUUGAGUUCCUGAUCGUAUCCAGCACUGGUCAGACAUGGCACUUUGAGGCAGCCAGCUUCGAAGAGCGGGACGCGUGGGUCCAAGCCAUCGAGAGUCAGAUCCUGGCCAGUCUGCAGUGCUGUGAGAGCAGCAAGGUCAAGCUGCGGUCAGACAGCCAGAGUGAAGCCGUGGCCAUCCAGGCGAUCCGGAACGCCAAGGGAAACUCCAUCUGUGUGGACUGCGGGGCCCCAAACCCAACGUGGGCCAGCCUGAACCUGGGCGCACUCAUCUGCAUCGAGUGCUCGGGCAUUCACCGGAACCUGGGCACACACCUGUCCCGCGUUCGCUCGCUCGACUUGGACGACUGGCCGCGGGAGCUGACCCUGGUGCUGACGGCCAUCGGCAACGACAUGGCCAACCGCGUGUGGGAGAGCGACACUCGGGGCCGCGCCAAGCCCACGAAGGACUCUUCGAGGGAGGAACGGGAGUCGUGGAUUCGUGCCAAGUACGAGCAGCUGCUGUUCCUGGCGCCACUGGGCACGACGGAGGAGCCCUGGGGUCGCCAGCUGUGGGCCGCUGUGCAGGCCCAGGACGUGGCCGCUGUGCUCCUGCUCCUGGCUCAUGCGCGACACGGGCCGCUGGACACUGGCGGGGAGGACCCGCAGCUCCGUUCCCCGCUCCACCUGGCGGCCGAGUUGGCCCACGUUGUCAUCACGCAGCUGCUGCUGUGGUACGGAGCGGACGUGGCAGCCCGCGACGCUCAGGGCCACACGGCGCUUUUCUACGCACGCCAGGCUGGCAGCCAGCUGUGUGCGGACAUCCUCCUCCAGCACGGCUGCCCCGGAGAGGGAGGCAGCGCGGCCACCACUCCCAGCGCGGCCACCACGCCCAGUAUCACCGCCACGCCCAGCCCCCGCCGCCGGAGCAGCGCCGCCAGCGUGGGUCGCGCAGACGCCCCGCUCGCGCUGGUAUAGUUGCCCAGCAGCGGGGAAGAAACCCCCACCCCUGUGCGGCCCGGGCACGACCCCACCAGGCGGACCGCCGGACAGAUGCACCCACUCACCUCUCCGACGCGCACUCCACCCCACGGGAGCACUUCCUACCCCCACGCGAGCACAGCCCCCCACGCCUCCCCGAAGACACAAACUCACCUCCUCCCCAACGAGGCAUGGAGACCCCAGCUCGACACGCCCCCCUCCACUGUUUGCACACUCGGAUCGCUCUGGGUGUGCGUGCCGGGUGUUUAUAGAAGGGAAGCCCCCACCGCGGUCCUGGGCGCCUGAACUCGCCCACUCGCGCGCGCCCCUACAGGCUGGAGAGACCUAGUCCUGCCCUACACUCGACAGCCUACGGCGGGAUUCCAAACCCAGGCUGGCUCCUGGGGCGACGCCACGCCAGAGGGAGGGGUUGGUACGUGGAGGGCUAGCCCUGGGACUUGGGGCCAAUAGGGGACUCCCACACCUUCCAUGCUGAUCUCACUGCCCUGUGAAGGGGUGCACAGCGAGGGGCAGGACCCCUGCUGCCCAUGGAGGUGGGGGCGUCCCUAACCCUUUCCGUGAAAGGGACCAAGAGUAGUGGAAAUCAGGAUGUUCCCCUACACCUACCCAUGGAUGGAAGCUAAAGGACCAUGGGGAGCCAAGAGCCUGUGUCCCUCUUCUACAAUCUUGGGAGGGAGAAUGGAUGGAGCAGAAGCAGGCUAAAGGGGUUGGGAAAGGGCCUUGUAAUUUAUUGCUUUGUUCCCCGACACGGGGUUGGGGUGGGCAGGGGUGUGGGGGGGUGUUUUGGGAUGGGGAAGCCAAGGGUGGGCAGGGGUGGGGCGGGCGGGGGUGCUCUCGGGUUGUGUCUGUGCCUGUGACUGCGUACCUGUGACUGUGCAGCGCCCGUGGUGAUCUGGGGUAAGGGGGCUCCUACAACGGGACCCCACCCCCAUUAUUUCUUUCUGUCCAGCCCCUCCCUCCCUCUGGAGCAGCUCCAGACCCUUCCUGCAACCUCAUGCUCCCUCCUAGCCAGGGCUGAGAGGGUGUGCAGUGGCUGUGUUUUCCAGGUCCCCUGUGCUCCCAAAGAGGGUGCUGGGGUGGACUGACCUGGUCCAGCUGUGCCUCCCUCAAGCAACCCAGCCCUUGGACCGUUUGUGUCAGUGGUUUCUGGUCUUUUUUUUUUUUUUUUUCUGGCUAAAGUAUUUUGCAAAAGACCAGGUAAUUGGGAGGGAAGUAGGGUGGGGGCAGAGGGGAUGCCCCCCUCAUUUCCUCAGAGGCAGGUGGUGUGAAUCUUCAACAGCAAUUAAAGAGGAAGUGAUUUUUGUCUA
This is a messenger RNA of Octodon degus (degu), 5560 nucleotides long. It is a transcript of the gene Agap2, whose product is annotated as ArfGAP with GTPase domain, ankyrin repeat and PH domain 2. Lineage: Eukaryota; Metazoa; Chordata; Mammalia; Rodentia; Octodontidae. The record is from RefSeq and is a predicted model, not a curated record. The transcript has 18 exons. Gene Ontology annotation, cellular component: nucleus. Gene Ontology annotation, molecular function: protein binding; GTP binding; GTPase activity. The coding region runs from base 720 to 4229 and encodes 1169 amino acids.